This is a messenger RNA of Penicillium subrubescens, 7878 nucleotides long. RefSeq names its product type I polyketide synthase. NCBI's taxonomy places the organism in Eukaryota, Fungi, Ascomycota, Eurotiomycetes, Eurotiales, Aspergillaceae. Gene Ontology annotation, molecular function: fatty acid synthase activity; 3-oxoacyl-[acyl-carrier-protein] synthase activity; oxidoreductase activity. The record is from RefSeq and is a predicted model, not a curated record. The transcript is spliced from 6 exons. Gene Ontology annotation, biological process: fatty acid biosynthetic process; secondary metabolite biosynthetic process. Bases 1 to 7878 code for a protein of 2625 amino acids.
AUGCGGCCCUUGUCACUGGUCAGUCGGGCCAGUGGCGAUCGGGUCGCACCCGCUGAUACUCUAGAGCCGAUUGCUAUUGUCGGCCUGGCCACUCAUUUCUCACAGGAUGCAGCCACUACCGAAGAUCUAUGGCAAUUACUAUUGGAAGCACGCUCAACUUGGUCUUCCAUUCCCAAGGAACGGUUCAAUUCUGAUGCGUUCUAUCACCCAGAUCCGGAACAUGGAGGCACGUUCCACGUCCAAGCAGGGCAUUUCCUCUCUGAAGAUCCGGCAUUCUUCGACGCGCCGUUCUUCAACGUUUCCAAGAAUGAACUUUUGACCUUGGAUCCGCAACAGCGGUUGGUCCUGGAGAAUGUGUAUCACGCCCUGGAAAACGCUGGUAUUCCCAUGGAGAGUGCCUUGGGAUCCAAUACGUCCGUUUUUGUCAGCGGCUUCAAUCAUGACUACCUCGGGAUUCUCAAUUCAGACCCAGAAACUGCGGUUAAGUAUAAGCCAACCGGGGUAACGAAUGCCACCCUCUCAAACAGAGUCAGCUGGUUCUUCAACUUCAAAGGAUCCAGUAUGACCAUUGACACAGCAUGCUCCAGUAGUCUGGUAGCAUUGCACCUCGCGGUGCAAAGUCUGCGAGCCCGAGAGACCAACACAGCCGUUGUCAGCGGUGUCAGCGUUUUAGAGAACCCUGUCGAGACAAUCGGAAUGGCCCAUCACGGUCUGCUUGGAGCUCAAGGGCGCUCUUUCAGUUUCGAUGCUCGUGCUGAAGGUUACGCCCGCGGGGAGGGUGUUGGCACUGUAAUCCUGAAGCCAUUGCACGCUGCGGUGCGAGAUGGCGAUACUAUCCGCGCCGUCAUUCGGGAGACCGGCGUCAACCAGGAUGGUCGCACGCCUGGAAUCACAGUACCAAGUGCCGAUGCACAAGAGAGACUUAUCAGAGAAGUCUACUGGAGAGCCGGACUGGACAUGGAGCAGACCAGGUUUGUUGAGGCACACGGCACUGGCACCAGCACUGGCGAUCCCAUAGAGGCAGAAGCUUUGUCAAAAGCAUUCAAAUGCCGUCGCAAUGGUCCUCUUUAUGUUGGUUCAGUCAAGUCUACCAUUGGACAUUUGGAGGGGGGAUCAGGGAUAGCCAGCAUCAUCAAGUCUGUCCUUGUUCUUGAGUCGGGAAUCAUUCCUGCCAAUCAUGGUCUGCGAGAGAUUAAUCCCAAGAUCCCUGUCAAAGAUUGGAACAUCGAAUUUCCAACUCGGAAAACCCCAUGGCCAUCAAAGGGACUGCGCAGAGCGUCCGUGAAUUCCUUCGGUAUCGGAGGCACCAAUGCUCACUGUGUGUUGGAUGAUGCCUACCACUAUCUCCAGGAACGCAGAAUCUCGGCAAAUCAUCACACAACACCUACUGUCCCGCGCACUGCAAAGAUUCUGUCAAGGCGACCGUCAGGGUCUGGAUAUGAGACUUAUGACAGUUACAGCCACUCCGAUUCUGCAGACGAAAGCGACCAUUCGGGGAGUGAAUUUGUGUUCGUGGACACGCCCACUAGCGAAGCUUUCUGUACCUCGCCUGGCUUUGGACCCCCAGACUUCAGUAGUCUGAUUGAGGUUCCUCGUCUUUUCUUGAUGUCUGCCUUUGACGAAGAUGGUGUGAGACGGAACGCCUCUGCAUAUGCCAGUUACUUGAACAAGAAACUAAAACGUCCACAACCAACUGACCAACUGCUUGAUGACCUGUCUCUAACCCUUUCUCGCCACCGAUCGCUCUUCCCAUGGAAGGUUUUUGUAACAGCAUCCACGGUUAAACAGCUUGCAUGGACACUGGCGGAUUCUGACUUCUCAAGCGUGACAAGGACGGUCACGGCACCGGAAAUCUGCUUCGUUUUUACCGGGCAGGGUGCACAAUACCAAGCGAUGGGUCGGGCGUUGAUGGCUUAUCCAGUAUUCAAAGAGUCAUUGGAAGAAGCCUCGGAGCAUAUCCACAGGCUUGGAAGCCCCUGGUUCUUGAUUGAGGAGCUCUUUGCCGAAGAAAAGUCGACACGGAUCAACCUUCCUGAAAUCUCCCAACCAGUCUGUACAGCAUUGCAGGUAGCAUUGGUUGAUCUCCUGGCAAGCUGGAGGAUAUUUCCAAAAUACGUGACUGGUCACUCCUCUGGAGAAAUUGCAGCUGCCUACUGUGCGGGUAAGCUAUCGCGUGAGGCCGCUUGGAAGGUUUCAUACUUCCGUGGUUAUGUCUCAUCCAAGCAAUUUGCCGCCAACGGCGCAAUGAUGGCUGUUGGUCUGAGUGGAUCCCGCCUUGAAGCAUAUCUUGAUGCAGUUCGCAAGAAUUUGAAAGGGGAACUCAUCAUUGCUUGUCACAACAGUCCGAAGAACAACACAGUCUCUGGUGACGAGGCCCUGGUUGACGCACUAAAAGAGCUCUUGGAUGCUGAUGGGGUAUUUGCGCGGAAACUCAAUGUUCAAAAUGCAUACCACUCUGCUCACAUGGAAGCGAUUGCCCCAGAGUAUCUCUACCUUAUGGGUUCACUCAACACUGGAAGUCGGUUAGCCACGCCACAUUUGGUGCAUAUGUUCUCCACUGUGACUGGUGAAGAGGUCCAGCAAGAGCAUCUUGAUGGUCAGUACUGGGUGAAUAACAUGGUUUCGCCUGUCAAAUUUACCACUGGCCUGAGCAAAUUGCAUUCGCGGGCAAUGAUAGAUGGAUCCAGUGAUGGCAAUCUUCACAUCCUUGAGGUCGGACCUCAUUCGACACUACAAAGCGCCAUCAAAGAGACACUGGGUUUGAGCAAGGACCAGUCAAAUGUGAAAUAUCUGAGUCUACUGAAGCGAAAUGAUCAUACGCUGAAUGUUCUACUCAACGCUGUUGGGUCUCUGGCAGUCAAUGGCUAUCCGCUGGACUUGCACAAGAUCAAUCUCGCCUCUCGGUCUCAAAGAAGGAGACAGCCCCAGGUUCUGGUUGACUUGCCUCCAUAUAGCUUCAAGCACACAGAGAAGGUUCUCUACGAGAGUAGAUUGAGCAGAAACUUGCGGAACAGGAAGUAUCCUCGUCAUGAUCUUUUCGGUGCUCCAGUCACGGAUUGGGAUCCCAAUUUCCCAAGAUGGAGACAUUUCGUUCGGUUAGAAGAGAACCCAUGGCUACGGGAUCACAUGGUCACGGGAAAUUAUGUCUAUCCAGGUGUCGGUUUUCUAGUCAUGGCAAUCGAGGCCUGUCGGCAGUUGGCCGGUGAUGCAAAGCUCAACGGCUUUCAACUACGCCAUAUUUCCAUUCACAGAGCCUUGAUUAUUCCGGAUACGAAACAAGGUAUUGAAAUCAGUCUAUCGAUGACACCGACAGAGCCAUCAUCUGAAACCAGAUCUUGGCGUCGCUUCCAUAUCAGCUCCUACAAUGAGUCGAGCGAUACAUGGACUGAGCACUGCUCUGGUGAUAUCGCUGUUGAAUCUGCCAAGAUUGCAGAUCCGAUUGACAAUGGUCGCGAAGCGAAGGCAGAAGUGCAAGCCCAGUUGGAAGCAUUCAGACAGGCCGAGGAUGACUGUACCCGAUCUAUGAAUUUCCCGAUGAUCUACAAGAAUCUCCAGAGAGAGGGCCUCGACUUCGGACCUCUCUUCCAGAACCUUGGUGAUGUGCGUGUUAGCGGCUCGGGGUCGGGUACUAUGACAGGCACUGUGUCUACUCCUGAUAUUGCCAAGUCAAUGCCAAAGCAGUACAUGCAUUCUCAUUUGAUCCAUCCCGCCACCAUGGACAGUAUGAUCCACAUGAUGAUCGCGGCAGUGAUUGAUUUCAAUGGGAAAAACUCCCUUGACUCGAUCCGGCUCCCAACAUUCAUUCGCAAUAUGUGGGUUUCAGCCGACAUUGACUCGUCGCCGAAGCAUGAAUUCAUGGGGCAUGCAUCUGUCUGCCUCUCAGGGGCUGGCAAGUUCCAAGGCCGCAUACAGGUAUUCGAUGCCGACACCAAAGGGCACCGCAUCGCGAUGAAUGACAUUGAACUCACUCCUUUGGACUCGCGAUCCGAAGACACUCCCAAGCGUCAACUAUGCACUCUGGUUGACUGGAAGCCCGAUGUCCAUUUUCUCAAUUCCAAGUCUGCCUGUGAUCUGGUUCCACUUGAGAAAGCCGGUAAUAGCGAGGAUCGAUUGUGGAUUCAGCGGCUUCAACUUGCAACAAUGCUUCAUGUCAUGGAUGCACUGCAUGAGCUCAAGGACCUCGAUAUCACCACACUUGAUCUACAUCUACGCAGAUUUCACGACUGGAUGAAGCACAUGCGAGAGAAGCUGCAGAACGACGCCAUCAUCCACCUGCCCCACUCCAAGUUCCGCGAGUUAGCCCACGACAAGUCACUGAAAGAAUCCCUCUAUAGGGAGGUUGAAGGACACAGCGCCGAAGGGGCCAUCACCAUCCGAAUGGGCCGCAACAUUGUCGGUGUCAUGCGAAACGAGAUUAACCCUCUCCAUCUCAUGUUCGGACAAGACAAUAUCAUGGAGGAUGUGUACAAGGAGGGUCUUCAGCUGUACAACUUGCCCAGGUAUCUGCAGAACCACCUCACUCUCCUUCGUCACAAAUACUCUAGUAUGAAUAUUCUGGAAGUUGGAGGUGGAACCGGCAGCUUCACAGCAGAAAUUCUCGCUGUACUUUCACCCGAAUCGGACCCCGCCAAAGGAAGCAUUGCAAGCUACACGUUCACCGAUAUCUCAUCCGGCUUCUUCGAUAAAGCCAAAAGAAGAUUCCAACCAUGGAACAGCAUCAUGGAUCUCAAGACAAUGGAUAUUGGUAGAAAUCCCGUCGAACAAGGUUUUCAGUCUGGCACUUACGACUUGAUCUUCGCGGGGAACGUUAUCCACGCCACUGCGGAUUUGCAAAAUGCCCUGUGCAAUCUCAGAUCUCUUCUUCGACCUGGUGGUCAAUUGAUCAUGCAAGAGGGGAUUCGACAGGAUUUCCUAUGGUACCCGCUUGUCUUUGGCCAGCUUCCUGGGUGGUGGCUUGGCAAUGAGCCCACGCGACAAUGGUGUCCAUACAUUCCAUCCUGUGAAUGGAACAAGCUUCUCGCCGGCGCUGGGUUUUCGGGUGUUGAUAUCGAAUACCCCAGUUCUACUGAAGAGGAUUUGACGUGGCAAAGCAUCCUUGUCUCGACUGCCGUUACUCCGCCAAAUGUGCCUUCCCAAGACAUCUUUAUCCUUACGACGGGGUCAUCAACAAGCGCGGAUGCAGUCACAAACCUUCAAGAUGUUCUCCGGCAAAAUGGAGAAUGCCGGAAUGUGUCUGUGAUAGAGCCGUCAGGACUCAACCGCGUCACUGGAUCCAACUCGCUUUACAUCUCGUUGAUUGAUUUGGAAAUCCCGUAUCUUUCAGACGUCAAGGAAGAGGACUUCGUUGCAUUGAGGUCAAUGCUCAUGGAAUGUCUAAAUAUCCUCUGGGUGACUCCAAACCCUUCCGCCCAACCCUUGACCAGUAUGAGCAUGGGUCUGCUUCGGACAGUCCGAUGGGAACGCGAUGCAGAUGGCUCGAAUAUAGUGACAUUGGACCUCGAUUCCUCAGUAACUAGCGGAAGAGACCUGGCCUUAUGGAUCGAAAGGAUCGUCGAAUAUCAAUUUUCGGCAACUGUGGCAGCCGACCGUCAUGCCGAGUACCGCCUGCGAGAUGGAACUCUCGAAGUUGGUCGCUUGCGCGAGUGGCAAGAACCAGAUGAUUUCCUCGCUGCGCAGGCGUCAAGUUCAAGACCGGAACUAAAGCGCCUUGGAGAGAUCGAUCGUCCCAUGGAUUUGAACCUCUCAAGCCUUGGCACACAGAACCCUUAUUGGUCAACAGAUACAUCCUGUGAAGGUCCUAUUCAGAGCACGGAAAUCGAGGUUGAAGUUCGUGCCGUGGGUCUCAAUCCGGAUAGCAACAGUCUCAAUCCCUCAAACGAAGCUGCUGGCGUGGUAAAACGCGUUGGAUCAGGGGUGGAAGACCUCGCUCCAGGUGAUCACGUCGUCUUUCUCACCGGCGACAAACGCAAGAGUUGCUUCAGGACUGUCGCGCGACUUGAUCAAAGACUGGCCGCCAAGAUCCCCACAGGAAUGUCGUUUGAUGUUGCUGCUAGCUUCCCCUCUGUCUUUGUCACUGCCCUCUACGGACUAGUAAAUGUGGCAAGAUUAUCCCAAUCCCAGACUGUCUUGAUUCAUGACGGAGCAAGUCCUCUUGGUCAGGCUGCCAUCCAGUAUGCCAUGACAAUCGGCGCAAUGAUAUUCACAACUGUGUCGACAGUGGAAGAUCGACACUUCCUCACCUCUCAGUAUGGAGUACCUGAGGACCAAGUCUUCUCCCAACAGAUUGACAGCUUUACUCGCGGUGUCAUGAGAUACACACAUGGCGCAGGAGCUGAUGUCGUUUUCGAUACUUUGGCUGGUGAGAGUCUACAAGAGUCCUUGGCUUGUGUGGCUCCUUUUGGGAGCUUCCUUCAUGUCGGCAAAAAUGGGAAGCUCAAUAAAACCAUGCUCGACCUUUCUUCGGUGCGGUCCAACGUGACCAUCACCAACCUUGAUAUUUCUUCCUUGGCUCAGCACCGGCCGAAUUUGAUCGGAGAUCUGCUGGAGAAGGCCAUGGAUUUGUACAAUGAAGGUGGGAUUAAUGAGACUCAACCCUUGAUUGUCAAGGAUUUCACCAAAAUCGGUGAACACGAUCAGGCCCUGGACAGCAGCAAGGGAAGAGUUGGAAAGGUCGUGUUCAAAUACGAUCCUUCUGAUCCCAUCCCCGUGAUCCCUGAUGCACCAUCGCCAUACCAAUUUGACAGCGAGGCUUCUUAUGUUCUUGCGGGUGGACUGGGUGGUUUAGGCCGCAGUCUGGCCCGAUGGAUGGCAGCCCGUGGCGCGAAGAGCGUCGUUUUCCUUUCCCGUUCAGGUCGUGUAUCCCCACCUGUAACGGAAAUGCUGGACGAUUUGAAAGGCGCUGGUUGCAAGGCCCGCAUUUUUAUAUGCGACGUUGCCAAUGUCGAUCACGUCAAGUCUGUCGUCGAGGAUUGUGCAGCCUCUCUCCCUCCUAUCAAAGGGUGUAUCCAGUGCUCUAUGACUUUGCGGGAUGGCGCUUUCGCGAGUAUGUCCGUGAGUGAUUGGCAGACUGCGAUCACACCCAAGGUCCAAGGCUCCUGGAACUUGCAUGAGCUCCUACCGACCAACAUGGACUUUUUCGUCAUGCUUUCUUCGGUCGCAGGUAUCUUCGGUAAUCGUGGCCAGGCCAAUUAUGCCGCAGGAAACACUUUCCAAGAUGCCCUCGCUGCAUACCGUACUGCACAAGGAAUGAACACAUACAGCCUCGACUUGGGCAGCGUAUCGAAUGUCGGCUGGGUGGCAGAGAACAAAGAAUCAAUGCGUACUCAAACAGCUACGUUGUUCGAGCUACUCCAGGAAGAUGAAGUUCACGGUGCCAUUGAAUUCCUCAUUGAUCCAAGAUAUCAGAAGAUCAGCCAUCACCCAUCUACACCCCAGUCACAGCUGGUGCUGGGCCUCCCAACGGCGGAAUUAUGUCAACAAAAUGGCAUUCCGCCACCAACAUACCUCAACUACUCUCUCUUCACCCACCAACGCACCAUUUUCACUGCAAAAGCUGCAGAAUCGGUUGACCAAAAAACAAUCAGCACUGCAGUUCUUCUAAGCUCAGUGUCCUCGGUCGACGACGCAGUUUCCAUGGUAUCUAAUGGAAUUGUCGAGAGACUCUCCUCCCUUCUUUCAAUACCGAUGUCAGACCUUGACCUUCAGAGAUUCGGAUUCGGGGCCAUCGACUCACUAGUCGCAAUGGAGUUCCGCUCUUGGAUUGUCAAGGAGCUGAAAGCUGAUGUCUCUCUUUUGGAUAUCAUGGGUGCCCAGAAUAUCCGCUCUCUCAGUGAGAAGAUUACGAAGACAACUCGCCUUCUGGGUGAUCGUUCAACUUAG